Messenger RNA from Ceratitis capitata (Mediterranean fruit fly), 4924 nucleotides. It is a transcript of the gene Myo95E, whose product is annotated as unconventional myosin-Ia. Gene Ontology annotation, molecular function: microfilament motor activity; ATP binding; actin filament binding. Lineage: Eukaryota; Metazoa; Arthropoda; Insecta; Diptera; Tephritidae. The record is from RefSeq and is a predicted model, not a curated record. The transcript has 20 exons. Gene Ontology annotation, cellular component: microvillus; cytoplasm; myosin complex. Gene Ontology annotation, biological process: vesicle transport along actin filament; actin filament organization. Bases 368 to 4336 code for a protein of 1322 amino acids.
UGAAAAUUUUUAAAUUGAUAAUACAAAAUAAAAAUAAACAAUGCAGUAACAAAAUGCAUUUUUAAUUCAAAGUAAAAAUACGCUUAUAAACUUCAAGUUAGAAGUGAGUAAUUAUAAAUAUUAAUCCAUAUAUGCCAAAGUGUGUGCUGAAUCCAUAUUGACCAUGUAAAAUAAAACAUUGAAAAAAAAAAAUAUUGCACAUUUUUUGUUGACAUUUUCUACUAUAAAUAAAUUAACUUUUGCACGGUAUAAUUAAACAGUAUGAAAAACAUUUUAGUAUGUGGCGUGUAAAUUGCAUUUGAUUUUGAGCCAUUAUUCUGCCUAUACCAAUUGAAAGUAAAACUCGAAAAACACUUCAGUACACACAAUGGAACAAGAAAUCGGAACAUGGGACUCGGUGCUUUUGGAAAAUCUUUCCGAAGAUAGCUUUAUAAAUAAUAUCCAUCUUCGCUACAAACGUGACCAUAUAUAUACGUACAUUGGAACAUCCGUUGUCGCGGUGAAUCCAUAUCAUCACAUAUCAGAACGAACUUCAGAUACCAUACGAAACUAUGGGAGUAAAGGCAUAUUUCAGCUGCCGCCUCAUAUAUACGGUUUAACAAAUUUAGCAUUUCAAUCACUCAAAGAUCAGGGGGAAGAUCAGUGCAUCGUGCUUACAGGUGAAAGUGGCGCCGGUAAAACAGAAUCGUUUAAAAUGAUCGUGAAUUUCCUUACGCAUAUUCAAGAGAAAAACGCACCUGCAACCUCACAGUUUAAAAAGGAACCCACGAUAAGCGGUACAGGGAGUGCUUACUCCGGUUAUGUUAAUACGCAUCGACGUACAUCGAGCAAUUGUUCGGCUCAAAAUAUUACUUUAUACAAGAAAUCUGAUAGUGCCAUGACAAUAACAAAUUCUGCACGCCGGCAGUCGCUUUCGCCCGGUCCACCACCACGUCGUUGCAGCACAGCUAAUGUUUCCGCACAACGCAUACGCGCUGAAAGUUCAGACCGCAGCCAAUCUCGGCGCAAUAUGCGCGAAAAAAUUGUUGAUUUCGAUUUCUCACAUCAUAAAAGUACUGAAAACAUUUCAUAUGUCGAUGGGAAAGGUGCGUUUCGCACUAUUGACAAACAUCCCUCGAAAUCCUGCUUUAAACAUCAGCCCACUCAAACAACACCAUUUGUCACUGCCAACCUAAUGAAUCCAAAUUUAGCUUCUUCUUCCAAAUACCUGCACAGCGGUGCACACCAAACAGGAACUUCAGCUAGUAGUGGUUGUCGUCAAUGCGGACAUAGUAAAUGUACACGUGCUCUAGCGCUCGAAGUAGAUUCACGAAAUAUGCCUUUUAAAAAUACCACCACGCAAAAUUUAUUAGCCGGCCCAUCUAGAGGAAUGCAUCGUGGAAGUUUUUGUAAUUUGCUUCGCCAGCAUUCUACAGAAAGUCAAACUGACCAUUCGUCAUUGAUUGGUUCAACACAACGUAUUUCACUCUAUGAGGCACAUAAGCAAAAUCAAUUGGCCGCAACUUGUACCGCUAUGCCAGGGUCAACAUGUGCACAAACUUCUUCAUCUCUAUCACUCUCAGGGACAAUGAAUGUGCUAAGCACAAGGUCACGACGAAAGUCGCCUAGUCAACGGUUGCGAGAAUGCGUUACAUGUGCUGAUGUCUUUCUCGAGGCUAUGGGGAAUGCGGUUACUUUAAAGAAUAGCAACUCAAGUCGUUAUGGGAAACUGUUCGAUAUCGAAAUUGACUUCAAAGGUGAUCCUAUGGGUGUACACAUAACUCAUUUUAUGUUGGAAAAGACACGCAUUACAAAUACCAGUGUUGGAGAACGGAAUUUUCAUAUAUUCUAUCAGUUGCUGUUGGGUGCCGACUUACCAUUAUUAAAAUCUCUAAAGUUGUAUAGGAAUGUGGAGAAAUAUGAUAUUUUACGAAAUACAACUGCCAUCGAAGAAGAUCGUGAAAACUUUCAUUACACAAAGAAAUCACUUGAGAUACUUGGUUUGUCAUGUGAUGAAAUCAGCGCUAUACUUCGUGUCAUUGCGAUUGUUUUAAAGUUAGGAAACUUUAUUUUUGUGCCCAUUACAAAUAUUGAUGGAACUGAAGGCUGUCAAAUAUCAAAUAUUUACGAGGUUCAAGAAACAGCACAUUUACUAAGCUUAGAUGCUCAAAUCUUAAUUAAUUGCCUUACUCGAGCAAAUUGUUCAAAUAGCACGAUGGAAGAUGUCGGAUGCGAAUUAGAUGCUCGUCAAGCAGCCAAUGCUCGUAGCACGCUCUGUCGCACACUUUAUGGUCGGUUAUUCACAUGGUUGGUGAACAAGAUUAAUGAAACAUUAAAAUCAACGCAACGUGAGAAGAAUUUAGCUUUACUAGAUUUUUACGGUUUCGAAUUGCUUGACAUUAACUCAUUCGAGCAAUUUGCAAUAAAUUAUAGUGCCGAAAAGAUACACCAGAAUUUUGUUCACAACCUAUUAAGGCUCGAGCAGGAGCUUUAUAUACGGGAAGGUCUGGAAUGGACACGUGUAGACUUUUUUGAUAAUGAGUCAAUUUGUGAGCUCAUCGAUAAGCCAUGUUAUGGUAUACUAAGCAUUAUAAAUGAGCCACAUCUGAACAGUAAUGAAGCGCUUUUACUGCGCAUACAACAAUGUUGUGCCGGACAUCCUAAUUUCAUAAGUGGUGCUCAAAAUUCAAUGGGAUUUAAAAUCCGUCACUUUGCCAAUGUAGUAAGCUAUUCAAUUCACCGCUUUUUGGAGAAGAAUUCUGAUGUUUUGCCAAAGUUCGUUAGCGGUGCCCUUUAUCAAAGCAAACUACCGCUGGUUCAAAGUCUAUUUCCGGAAGGUAAUCCUCGACGACAAGUCACACGCAAACCUACAACACUCAGUUCAAAUGUACGAACUCAACUUCACACAUUAUUAGCAAUAAUAAAAAAUCGACGAUCACACUAUGUUUUCUGUAUAAAACCCAAUGAAUGCAAGCAAUCGCAUACGUUCGAUUUAGCUUUGGUGCAGCAUCAAGUACGUUAUAUGUCUCUUAUGCCUUUGGUACAUCUUUGUCGGACGGGGCACUGUUUUCAUUUACCACAUGCUAAAUUCUACAAUCGCUACAAAUUGUUGAAUAGCUCCACUUGGCCACAUUAUCGUGGCAGUGGAAAUGCUGACAGUAUUCCUGGUUGCUCCAUUGUGGAAGGCGUUGCUUUAAUCAUACGUAAUUUGCCUCUACCAGCAGCAGAAUUUACAAUUGGCACGAAAAAUGUAUUUGUCCGCAGUCCGCGCACAGAAUAUGAAUUGGAGCAAUUUCGUCGGGAACGCAUUAAUGAGUUGGCUAUAUUAAUACAAACAAAUUUUCGUAUGUAUGUGGCAAGAAAACGUUAUCUUCGUAUGCGGCAAAGUCAGAUUGUUAUAGCGAGCGCUUGGCGGACAUGGCGGGAGUGUCGCUUUAGCAUUCCAUUUAAAGGCCGAAGACACCUGUGGAGCCUCUAUCGAAGUGCACGUAAGGAAUACACAGUUAUGAAAUAUAAGCGGCAAGUAAAUUGGGCUGUUGACGUUAUAUCAAGAUAUUAUCGACAUUGGAAAAUUCGCCAUUUUUUGUUGACCAUACCUAUGCGUUUGCCGCCAAAUACAUUAAGUCCUCUUUCAAGCGAAUGGCCAACAUCACCCAAAUUUCUAGCUGAAACAUCACGCCUAUUGCGUGCCAUAUACCAUCGUUGGAAAUGUUAUAUUUAUCGCAACUCUUUCGAUCAGACCUCACGAAAUCGCAUGCGUGAAAAAGUUACUGCCAGUAUUAUAUUUAAGGAUCGCAAAGCAUCGUACUCCCGGAGUGUGGGUCACCCAUUUGUGGGCGAUUAUGUACGGUUACGUCAUAACCAGCAGUGGAAGAAGAUGUGUGUGGAGACCAAUGAUCAAUAUGUGGUGUUCGCCGAUAUUAUAAAUAAAAUUACCCGCUCCAGUGGCAAGCUCGUGCCAAUAUUACUUGUGUUAUCAACUUCUGCGCUGCUCCUUUUGGACCAGCGUACGCUACAAAUUAAGUACCGAGUGCCUGCAUCGGAAAUUUAUCGCAUGUCUCUAAGUCCAUAUCUCGAUGAUGUUGCUGUGUUUCAUGUCAAAGCUUCUGAUUUUGGACGCAAAAAGGGCGAUUUUGUUUUUCAAACUGGCCAUGUCAUUGAGAUUGUAACCAAAAUGUUUCUUGUCAUACAAAAUGCCACAGGAAAGCCACCCGAAAUACAUAUUAGCACCGAAUUUGAAGCAAAUUUUGGUCAGCAAACAAUUAUAUUCUCUUUUAAAUAUGGUGGCAUGUCGGAUUUAGUCCAAUCGCAACCGAAAGUUACACGCAAAGCGAAUCGCAUGGAGAUUACUGUGUAAUCAUAUGUACUAUUGUAUUGGAUUAACUUAAGGUGAAUGUUAUAAAAAAGGAAAGUUUCACAAUGUGAUUUGAGACUAUGGUUAGUAUAUAUGUAUGUAGAUGACUGAAGUGUUUAAACUGCAAGAUGUUAUGCUAUAGACUCCUCUUUGAUCGCUGACAAUCAGCUAAAACAAAAACAAAAAAUAUAAAAAAAAUAUGAAAUAAUAUCUGUUAUAAAUUAAGUAGAUGUUUUAAACUGAAUAUAUUUAGAGAAAUGUACUUAUUAUUGAAGAAAUAUUUUUUGCCAUCUUCCGCUUUACAUUAAUACUAAAACAAACUUUUUUGAUAGUUUUGUUGAGACUUAAAUAUAAGUUUGGAAAUAUCCCAAAGACUCAAAAGAAAAUUUAAUAAAUUUAACUUUCAUAUUUUUCACCACAUAAUACGUACAAAGAAUCAUAAAUUCAGUUCAAUGAAAAAACAUAAUUUUAUGAUUGCACAGCUCUAGUUUGCAUGUAAGGGAAAGGGAAGAACUUUUAUAAUGUGUUUUAUGUGCUUUCUUUUCACGUUUUUUCUUUUAUUAUUUCUAUCUGCCUAAGGAAGCAAACAAA